UGUUCCUGCCUACUGCUAUUGCUUCUCUUUUUUUCUCUUUUGUUUCCACCCAUCCCUUACUUUUUUGUUGUUGCCGUACUCUGUCAGCCAGGCGUUUGUAGCAGCUCUGUUGCCGUCCAUGGCCAGCCGUCCCCCCGCCGCCUCUUGCUCCUACACGGUGGUCCUCAUCCCACUCAGGAGCAGCCUGGACGCACUUCGCUUCUACUUGUGGAUCAGGCAUCUCAAGGAUCUAGAAAAGGAAAAAGACAUCCUGUACUGUGGUCUGGAGAUUCUGGACCAGGCCCGACUCUGGUACCACCAUCAACUAGAAAAGAACAAGGCCCAGCAGGCUGACGCCGACGGCAAGAGUCGGAUCAACUCCCCUCGAGAAGGUGUAGCAAAGGUCCAUUCCUGUUGGCUGAGGUCACACAUGGAGCAAGUGAACGCAUCUCUGGCUUCUGUCAUGGCUGAGCCCUUUGACACCGGCACCAACAAUAAUGACGCUGCAGCAGAGAGCGCCCUCCGGUGGCAACACACCCUACUCACACAAGAAGUGAGUCACAAGAAUCGCCAAAUCUCCAUGUUAGAGAUGGAAAAAGAAGCGCUCAUUGAACAACUUUAUGAAGUUUAACCUGCCAUGUCACCUCGCUGUCACGGAUCGGAUGGAGCAGGGCGACCAAAUGCAGCUUGGACCAGGGUUUAUUGAAGGGAACUCAAAGGGCAAACUGACAUGACUUAACAAACAAUAACUUGACUGACUGGCCGGGAGGUGAAACAAGAAGACGACAACAACACAAUGAUCCGACCGGGAGUGAGGGCCAGACAGGACUUAAAUACACGACAGGUAACAAGAGGCAGGUUGGAAUGAUCACACUAAUCGUGGGCAAACAGGAGGGGAGGGGCGAGCACACAGGUAACACACAACAUGCACAUAACAAAACAACCGGGGACGAGACGUGACACUCGCCUCAUUUGUAAAAAUAUGUUUAAGUUAUUGAAAUAUUGUACAGUCAAGGGAAGGAAUUUGGUGUGACUCCUAAGACAAUUAUUUUACUUUUCAAAUUUCAGACACGUAUUAAGUAGCAUCCCUGUUUGCAUUGGGCGCAUGCGGGCUCUCUGCCUCGACACGCCGAGCCGACUCGGUGGUCCCGUGCUGAUCUUAGUUGUGCUGAUAAAUUUUAUCUAAGACGGUCAUCAGGCGAGUCUACGGGAAUUUCGGGCCCCUCCUCUCACUCUUUUUUUUUUUUGCACUUGGUCACUGAAUAACAAAAACUCCACUUGACGUUUUGACCACGCUAUUUUGUCUUUAGCAUUUCUUUUGAACAAAAAUGUGACGAGUGGACAGUUUUGAAGAAUCUAUUUUGUGAUGUCAUACUAAAUUGUAGAGGAAUAUAAAGGUCUAACCUCUCCGUCACGCCCUAGUGAGCACUUUUUGCUCACUUCCUGCAAGUAAGCAGAUUAAAAUCAACCCGUGUGCGUCCAAAAGAAAAACAUCCAUUAUGGAGGUGGCUUUCAUUUAAGGAGCUUCAUGCUUUCUGCCUUCAAACUGCAACUGAACCAUCAAGGCCCGGGUACCAGCACUUGUCGAUUUACCAUCUCCACUUCACAUGCUGAGAAACUUUGUUUUGGACGUGUCACGCCUCACGGUUCAGCUCAAAUGCACCCCGUGCGGGUCUGAUCAAAUCCUCUAUGUACAAUGUCAAUAUCGGGUUUUAUUUUCCAAUUUUGUGGGUUUAGCGCAAAUCUUAAGUCGCUUCCGUGCAGGUCCGUAGCGGUGGGAAGAUCUGGGGGUCCUUGAUAAAUGACUUCCUGUCAUGCUUGUAAU
Messenger RNA from Syngnathus acus (greater pipefish), 1804 nucleotides. It is a transcript of the gene sapcd1, whose product is annotated as suppressor APC domain containing 1. The transcript is spliced from 4 exons. Lineage: Eukaryota; Metazoa; Chordata; Actinopteri; Syngnathiformes; Syngnathidae. The record is from RefSeq and is a predicted model, not a curated record. The coding region runs from base 119 to 610 and encodes 163 amino acids.